Molecule: messenger RNA, 2791 nt
Organism: Cyprinodon tularosa
Lineage: Eukaryota; Metazoa; Chordata; Actinopteri; Cyprinodontiformes; Cyprinodontidae
Gene: cdc5l
Product: CDC5 cell division cycle 5-like (S. pombe)
Exons: 19
Coding region: 152-2581 (809 amino acids)
Biological process (GO): regulation of transcription by RNA polymerase II; mRNA splicing, via spliceosome
Cellular component (GO): Prp19 complex; spliceosomal complex
Molecular function (GO): DNA-binding transcription factor activity, RNA polymerase II-specific; RNA polymerase II transcription regulatory region sequence-specific DNA binding
Source: RefSeq, a predicted model, not a curated record
AACUCAGUGCUUCCGGUGCAUGGUUGUUUUUCGUAGCGUUCCGCGUUAAGUAGACAUUUUCUUCAAAGAAUAAACAGUUCACGUUCUUUUUGAGGAGAGUUGUUUACUUAAUUUCAUUUCUUGAAGGAGAGAAAAUCGCCAGACCGUCAAGAUGCCGCGAAUUAUGAUAAAAGGAGGCGUUUGGCGCAACACCGAGGAUGAGAUCCUCAAGGCGGCGGUGAUGAAAUAUGGGAAAAAUCAGUGGUCGCGUAUCGCCUCCCUGCUCCAUCGCAAGUCCGCCAAACAGUGCAAAGCCCGUUGGUACGAGUGGCUGGAUCCCAGCAUCAAAAAGACGGAAUGGUCCAGAGAAGAGGAGGAGAAGCUGCUUCACCUGGCCAAGCUGAUGCCCACUCAGUGGAGGACCAUCGCUCCCAUCAUUGGACGCACCGCGGCCCAGUGUCUCGAGCAUUACGAAUACCUGCUAGACAAAGCCGCCCAGAGGGAGAACGAGGAAGAGGUGGGAGAUGAUCCCAGGAAGUUAAAACCAGGAGAGAUCGAUCCCAACCCUGAGACCAAACCUGCCAGACCCGACCCCGUGGACAUGGACGAAGAUGAGCUGGAGAUGCUGUCAGAGGCCAGAGCUCGUUUGGCCAACACACAGGGCAAAAAAGCCAAGAGGAAAGCCAGAGAGAAACAGCUGGAGGAAGCCAGGCGAUUGGCUGCUCUGCAGAAACGCAGGGAGCUGCGUGCAGCGGGAAUCAAUGUGCAGAAGAAGAGGAAGCAUAAGAGAGGCGUGAACUACAACGCUGAAAUCCCCUUUGAAAAAAAGCCUGCAGCGGGUUUCUAUGACAUCAGUAUGGAGCAGUACGACGCUCUGGAGCCAAACUUCAAACGGCUCAGGCAGCAGCACCUGGACGGAGAACUGCGCAGCGAACGCGAAGAGAAGGAAAGGAAGAAGGAUAAGCAAAAGAUAAAGAAGAAGAAGGAGAGCGAUCUGCCCUCUGCCAUCCUGCAGACCAGCGGCGUUGCAGAGUUCACCAAGAAACGCUCCAAACUGGUCCUGCCUGCACCACAGAUCAGUGAUGCUGAGUUAGAGGAAGUGGUCAAAAUGGGCGUGGCCAGCGAGGUCGCUCGCCAAGCGGCCGAGGAGAGCGAAGGCGGUAACUCGGCCUCCUCCGCCCUGCUGUCAGAGUACAGCGUCACCAACAACAUGACCGCAGGGCUUCGGACUCCGCGGACCCCUGCUGCCCAGGACAGGAUCCUGCAGGAAGCCCAAAACCUGAUGGCUCUCACCAACAUCGACACGCCCCUGAAAGGAGGCCUCAACACCCCGCUGCACGAGAGCGACUUCAGCGGCGUGACGCCUCAGCGGCAGCAGGUUCAGACCCCGAACACGGUGCUCAGCACGCCAUUCAGAACUCCUGGACCCGGUCAGGCCUCUGAUGGGAUGACGCCUCUGGCCGGAGGGCUGACGCCUCGUGGUACUCCAGGGUUGACCCCUGCACGCACGCCUCUGAGGGACAAACUGAACAUUAACGCAGAAGACCAGCUGGCUGACCCGGCGUUUGCCAAACACGUGCAAAAGGAGAGCCUGCAGCAGCUGAGACAGGGCCUGCUGUCACUUCCUGUUCCUAAGAACGACUUUGAGAUCGUUCUUCCUGAAAAUGCAGAGAAGGAGCUGGAGGAGACGGAGAUGGAGAGCGGAUUCAUCGAGGACUCGGCAGACAUAGAGGCGCGCAAACAGGCUCAGCGGGACGCCGAGAGGGAGAAGGAGCUGAAACUUCGACACACCCCCGUUCAGAGGAGCCUCCCCAGACCGACGGAGGUAAACGAGUCGGUGCUCCGCCCCUCCUCCAUGGAGCCGCUCACCGACCUCCAGGUCGCAGAGGAGCUCAUCAAACAGGAAAUGAUCACCAUGCUGCAUCACGACUGUCUGCACCAUCCAUCCACCACCGCAGCCAAUCAGCUGCUGCGCGGCAAAGCCAAAGGUCCCGCCUCCACGUCCAACAACGCCUCGCACAUCUCCUACCUGGAAACUCACCCCUACAAGCCCAUCAGCACGGAGGACAUGGAACAGGCGAAGGCGAUCCUGACGGCGGAGAUGGAGGUGGUGAAAGCGGGGAUGGGCCACGGAGAUCUCAGCAUGGAGGCCUACACCCAGGUGUGGGAGGAAUGCUACGGGCAGGUUCUGUAUCUAGCAGGUCAGAACAGGUACACCCGAGCUAACCUGGCAUCAAAGAAGGAUCGGAUUGAAAGCCUUGAGAAGAAACUGGAGGUGAACCGCGGCCACAUGACGGCGGAGGCCCGCAGAGCAGCGAAGCUGGAGAAGAAACUGAAGAUUCUACUGGGAGGAUUCCAGUCCAGAGCGCUGGGGCUCCUGAAGCAGCACAAUGAACUGUGGGAGCAGGUGGAGCAAGCGGCCACCGAGCUGCAGACUUUCAACCAGCUGAAGCAGCAGGAGGAUCUGGCCAUUCCCAGGAGACAAGCGGCUCUGCGGGAGGACGUGGACAGGCAGAUGGAGAGGGAGAAGGAGCUUCAGCAGAGAUACGGAGAGCUGCUGAUGGAGAGGGAGUCUCUGCUCAGCAGCACUCAGAAGUUAUGAUCAGUUUGAUUCGCAUCUAAAACAAGAAAUCUGCCUCCAGUAACUUUCCACCACGUCGUACUGAAACAGCUCGUCCCUCAUCACUUCCCAGUCGCUCUGCCUCUAUGUGCUGAUGAUGCUGUGAUUCCCAAAGCUGCGCUCUGAGCUUAAUCGUCCUUGUUUCUCUAAGUUUUGAAUAAAGUUUUUUCAUCAAUAAAAACCAUCAACUUA